AUGCGGCUUAUGUUUUAUUUUAUACUUAAUUGGUAUAUAGGAACGAAGUACUCAAAAGAAAUUGAGCUACAACAAUGUACAACAUUGAACUUAAACAUCAAAGCCAGUGUGGAACUAAUUGAGGAAAGAGCGUAUCCAUUAUGGACUAACGACUAUGAAACAUAUGGUGCUGCGUUGUAUCACUGUUUUUCGAGAUGCGAAAAAGACGAGCGGUGCGUUGGGAUAGAGCUUUGUAGAAUACGACCUGGCAAUUCUCGAUGCAGAGGAUGCUGUGAAUGGUUUGUUAAUCCCCACGAAGGAGUGCCGGCUUUGAAAACAUCCGAAGUAUGCAGAUAUAUUGAGCUGGACAACAAAAAUUAUAUUGCCGAAAAUGGAUCUAAUGUGGCAUUGCACGCAUCCACUACAGCGAGCUCCAUAUAUAUGUUGUCUUCACCUUUGUCAUCCUCUAAAGCUGUAGAUGGUGUAACCAGUUGUCCGGACCCGACGUAUAUUUUCAGUUCGACAUUUGAAGCUGAUCCAUGGCUGGAGAUAAAUCUUCAAAGAGUUAUAACGAUAUGGAGAAUAAUCGUUCACACAAGACAGGACUGUUGUGCGGACCGUUCGGUAAAUUUUUAUAUCACGUACGGUGGUAACGGCCAGACCAACAGCUGUGGGUUUUUUCCUGGUCCGUUGCCAAACACUGGAGACGUUUUGCUGUUUCAAUGUCCACCGAACGCUAGGGGGAGUUCUGUAAAAUUAAUGAUCCAUUCCAAACCAGGAGAGAUAAAUAUUUUAAGUCUCUGUGAAUUUGAAAUUCUUCAGAAAGUGUAA
This is a messenger RNA of Magallana angulata, 810 nucleotides long. RefSeq lists its product as uncharacterized. Bases 1 to 810 code for a protein of 269 amino acids. The record is from RefSeq and is a predicted model, not a curated record. The transcript is spliced from 4 exons. Lineage: Eukaryota; Metazoa; Mollusca; Bivalvia; Ostreida; Ostreidae.